AAGAUUCUUCUUUGUAAGCCUCAAGGGUGCUCUUUGUUUACAUAAGUAUUUCUGUUUCCCGGCCGCAGUAAUUGUAAUAGCUAUUACAGUUAUUAAAAUGGGAGGUUAUGGAGCGAUGUCUGAUGAAGGAACCAUUGAUUACUCUGUUCACGAAGCUUGGAAUGAAGCUACAAAUGUAUACCUCUUGGUUAUUCUCGUCAGUUUUGGACUCCUCAUAUAUGCCAGAAAAAACAAAAGGAAGAUCAUGAGGAUUUUCACAGUGCCUCCUACGGUUGAAUCGACACCAGAGCCUAACUUUUAUGACAGCAUUCAGAAAGUUCGAUUACGGCAACAAUUAGAAAUGUACUCCAUUGCAAGGAAACAUGAUCAGCAGCAGCAACAGCAGUCAGACAGUGUUCAGCUCUCCAUGGAGUAAACGGCUGAAGCGGUUUAUAUUGUGCAGAGUUCUGCAGCAUUAAACUCUUUAUUCUUGUGCAAUAUAGUAUUUUAUUUAUUCAGUAUUCUGGUGGACUGAAGAAGAUUCUCUUGUAAUUUGGUACAAAGAAAUCGAAAUCGUCAAAAUGGUACUGUAUUUCUGCCAUACCCCAGUUAGAAUUUCUGCCUAUUUAAAACAUACCAUUUCAGCACCAGUGUCCAAUGCAGCAGUCAUUACCUGUUACCUGAUAACUGACCGUGGGACAGGUGCCUGGAGUUGAAGGUGAGGGUAUGAAAGACAAGGUCAUUUACCUAGAUGUAAUGGCCACUACUGAGGAUAGUAAUGCUAUUAUAAUGUGUAUAAAGAAAUUGCAAAAAACAUUUUUAGGUAAAAUUUUGGACUGGGUCACUUGGCAAUUUUUGACGCAGUUUAAGGGCAAGACAGUAAAUAAUGUUAGUUUUGAUGUGUUUUGGAUGGCAAGUUUAGAGAUGCACUUAUGAGCUUGUUGUACAUAUCUAUUUGAAUUUUGUUUCUGUGAAUGACAUCAAAACAUCAAGAAAAGCUACCUGUAGGUAGACUGAUGUGAGAAACAUGACCUUCAGAUACAAGGGACAAUAAUGGUGCCUCUGCAAACUUAUUCAUGGGAAAAUGCUUCCUUCUUCAAUCAAGACAUAAAGCUUUGGUCUGGUGGCAAUACAUUUGUAUCUUUGAUUUGGACAAAAGGGAGGGAAUCUUUAAAACGGUUUACUAACUAUAUUAACACUCCUCACUUCACGAUCAAGUGCACAUGUAAUAGAACCUUUGAAGACUUCCGCAUUCCAUGUAUUGAUGUUCUGCUCCUAUAUACAAACUCCACCUCAGAACUGACUGUUAGUGUUCUUGGAACAUUCAUCUCUGUCACUGCAACUUUUAAACUUAAACAACAUCAGUCUACCUAGCUAUUUCUGCCGUGCUAUCUGAAGAAGGUGGAAGCAGAAACAUUGCAGCUAAUAUUUAAAUAGUGAGUUUUCAGUUUAUCAAUUACUCCAUCAUUCUAUCUAUCUAUCUAUAUUUUACUUCAAAAGUUAAAUUUAAAAAAAAAAAAGGUUUACCAUGUUAGUACCCUCCUGAUGGAAUCCUUUAGUUAAAAAAUGGUGGUGACCCUCACAUUUUGAAGUUCAAAAUGUAUAGUGACACUCUGUAAAGGUGUAUUAAAAUAUAGUAUUUUCUGAAUAGGGAAGGGGUAAUUAAGGUUGUUCUCCCCCAAAGUUAAUACAUUUUGACUGCAGUUCUUAAUUUGCUAGCUGAGUUGUCUUAAGAUUAACUGUUAUAGCUAUAUUUAAAACAAAUCUAGACAUUUUCCUAAAUUACAAAUGUCAUUGUUUUGGUUUUUAUGAUUACCUUUAUGCUCUUAUUAUAGCACCCUUAAAUUACUUUGAAAUUAGGUUUUGAUUAGUGGCUACAUUUCUUUAGUUUCAAACAAGUUCAAGAGAUGUUUAUAUAUUUUUAUUUUUAAUUUUUGUGUACUAUAAAAACAACAUUGGUAAAAACAAAAAGUUGACUGGUUACUGACAAAAGUGAAACGUGCUGUAUCAAAAAUGACUGUCAAUAAAGGCAAUCCUCAACUGCA
Molecule: messenger RNA, 2024 nt
Organism: Acipenser ruthenus (sterlet)
Lineage: Eukaryota; Metazoa; Chordata; Actinopteri; Acipenseriformes; Acipenseridae
Product: small integral membrane protein 19-like
Exons: 3
Coding region: 98-415 (105 amino acids)
Source: RefSeq, a predicted model, not a curated record